This is a messenger RNA of Haliotis rubra (blacklip abalone), 916 nucleotides long. RefSeq names its product enhancer of split mgamma protein-like. Gene Ontology annotation, cellular component: nucleus. NCBI's taxonomy places the organism in Eukaryota, Metazoa, Mollusca, Gastropoda, Lepetellida, Haliotidae. Bases 26 to 808 code for a protein of 260 amino acids. Gene Ontology annotation, biological process: anterior/posterior pattern specification; regulation of transcription by RNA polymerase II; regulation of neurogenesis. The transcript has 3 exons. The record is from RefSeq and is a predicted model, not a curated record. Gene Ontology annotation, molecular function: RNA polymerase II cis-regulatory region sequence-specific DNA binding; DNA-binding transcription factor activity, RNA polymerase II-specific; protein dimerization activity.
CCUCAGAACUGAACACAUCCCAUUCAUGGAAUCUUAUUAUCAUAAUAUGGAAUCUGAUAGCGAAUACAUGGGCCGAAGAAAGGGUCGAAAACUAAUGGCUGAAAAACGGCGACGGGCCAGAAUAAACCAGAGUCUGUUAGACAUCAAAGACAUCGUGUGCGGAGAUCAACAACGAAACGACCCCAACUUUGACAAAAUGGAGAAGGCUGAGAUCCUGGAGACGACUGUAGAUUAUCUGAGGAAUGUCAGGAAGAUCAACACAACACAUCAACACGUGAAAGAAGCUGUUCAAGUCAGAUUCCAACAUGGCUUCUCCAAAUGUGCUGAAGAAAUCCUCUCCUACAUCCAGUCUCUUCCCGGUGUGUCUGACAAUGUACAUCGUCAGCUGAGAAAACACAUCUCUCGACGUAUGACACAGAUUCAGCACUUACCCGUGACGUCACCAACAGAGGCUGUGACGUCAUACACAAGGAACUGCUAUGAGAGACUGAGUGCAGUACCUUCCUACAAUUCCCAAUAUCCACAUCCGGCUGCCCAUGCGUACAUGAGUAGGACAGUGGACACUUCCCCUGUGAAGGAAGACAACAGUUUAUCAGACAGUGGAUAUGCUGGUUCUCCUGAUAUAACCAAACAGUCCAGCCGUGGAACGGCUCACUAUCCCUCCUCCAGCUUCUCAGAUUCAGAACUCUGUAAAGUGCCAACAGAAAUGGUCAACAAAGACUCGAGGGUUAGGGCGUGGCUUCAGAGCACGUGGUCCUACUCCCAACAAAUCAAGACGGAACAACAGGUACCAUGGAGACCCUGGUGAACUCUUCCAUAAAUGGACUUGUUUUGUACAUGUGUCUAUAUUCAGUUUGAUAUACAUAUAUAUUCAUUUCAUCGAUCCACCAAACGUCUGACCCCUGAGUGCUGCCAU